UCUCAAGUACUUGUUGGUUGUCAAUUUGUCUCUAGCAUUAGGCUCGAAGUUAAAACUCCGAGCCGGAAUCCAGCGCAGAUGCAGUUACAAAGUUCGAAGUGGUGUUAUCGAUGGCUGUCGAAGCCGGAUUUGUGAUAAUAAUCUGCAGUCUCUGUUAUCUGCAAUAAUCGAGAAUUUAUGCAGUUGUAAAAAUAUUUAAGCUUUUUUCUUAUGUUUAAUAGAUUUUCACUAAUCAAAGAAUAUUUUAACAUUGAUUAACUUUAAGUUGUCCAUAAGCCAUCAACUGUUUAAUUUCAGUUGACACCAAAGAGACAUUGUUUAUCACUGAUAGUGUUCUCCAAACUUCUAAUAAUGUGCCAAAAAGAAUAAUAGCAGAUGGAAUUUAACAAAUUUUUUCAGAAACCGUUGAAUCAAUUGUAAUCAAGGACAUAAUCUAGUACCAAAAAAAAUGCUAGUCUUAAGCGUACUCCGCCAAAUCACUUUAAGGUGGUUCAAUGUGAAACAAAAAACCUCCCAAGGAGUUCAAUCGGCUCGAGAUGCCAUCUUUCAAGGAGGAAUGAUUGUCGUCUGUUCCAUUCUAAUUAUCUGGGUCUCCAUAUUCCUUUAUACAGCUUUUUACUAUGCUUACAUGCCUAGUAUGACUUAUGUAAAACCAGUGCAUUUAACAUUUGAUUCAUGCAAAGCAGUAAAAGGUAUAUGUAGUUUUCCAACUGCAUAUGUGUAUUUAACGAAGAAACAGCAACUUUUUAUGGUUGGCCAGCCAUAUAAGGUCAAUUUACUUCUGGAGAUGCCAGAAUCUCCAGCUAAUAAAGAAGUUGGUAUGUUUAUGGUAUGUGCAAAAUUGCAGAGUAGAGAUGGAGUUCUUGUUAAGCACUCAUGCCGUUCUACGAUGUUACAUUAUCGUAGUACUCUUUUGCACACGUUGACUACUUUAACUUUUUCACCAAUGAUGAUUUUUGGAGUCACAGAAGAAAAACAGAAUAUUGUUCUUGAGUUGUUUGCAAACUUCGUAGAGGAUCAAAGUCAUCCUGUAACAUUGGUGCAUGUUGAGAUUCAAUCGCAUCACGUGGAAUUUUAUUCUGCGACUAUAAUAAUAAAUGCUCACUUAUCAGGCCUUCGAUAUCUAAUGUUUCAUUGGCCAAUAUUAUCUGCCAUUGUAGGGAUUAGUACAAACUUGUUUUUCAUAGCACUCGUGUGUAUUUUGUCAUACUUGCACUUUACCUCUGAAGAAGAUAAUGCAGAUGAAAAUUUUCCUUAUGAGAAGGGAGAGGUGGAUGAUAAAGAUGCGAAGUUAGAUAGUGAAUUGUCAAGGGAUGCAUCGUCUACAGAAGAUGUUUCAAUGUUUGAGGAAUUUCCCACAUUGCUUGAAAAAGACCCACCAAGUCUAGCAGAUCCAUCACUAGAGAAACAAAGUUACAUUCAAGAAAUACCUUCGUGAUUUGCUAAACCAUUGACAAAACUGAUGAAAUGAGUGAUGUGUUUCAGGUAUAGUACAGGUACCAAUAAAUGUUGAAAAGACAUUCCAACUAAAAUCAACUAGAAUUGUUUGACAAGAUUUAUACAACUCAGGCUUUAAUAUAAUUGUUGUAGUAGAUUGUAUGUUUCAAUUGAUAGAGUUUAAAUGUGGCAUAAUGAUAAAAACCUCAUGUUAACUUUUUAAAAAUAUUUUUAAAGAAGGAAAGCUGUUGUCAUUUUGGAGGGAAUUGUAUCCAUUUAAGAAUCUUUAAUAUACACAAGUCAAUAAUUGUAUUGACAAAAUCGACAUAAUAAUGUGCACCAUUAUGUAAAUAAAAUGAAAAAAUUGUACAAUAAAUUCAAUCUUCAAUGGCAUUCACAAGAAA
Orussus abietinus is the source of this 1841-nucleotide messenger RNA. RefSeq names its product seipin (gene Seipin). Gene Ontology annotation, cellular component: endoplasmic reticulum membrane. Bases 449 to 1438 code for a protein of 329 amino acids. Gene Ontology annotation, biological process: lipid droplet organization; lipid storage. The record is from RefSeq and is a predicted model, not a curated record. NCBI's taxonomy places the organism in Eukaryota, Metazoa, Arthropoda, Insecta, Hymenoptera, Orussidae. The transcript has 6 exons.